Molecule: messenger RNA, 1455 nt
Organism: Centruroides sculpturatus (bark scorpion)
Lineage: Eukaryota; Metazoa; Arthropoda; Arachnida; Scorpiones; Buthidae
Exons: 2
Coding region: 1-1455 (484 amino acids)
Source: RefSeq, a predicted model, not a curated record
AUGGUUAUAAUGGAAAGAAAAAGCUAUAACAGAGCUUUGGAAGAAUACGUUAGAAGAACAGAAUGUGAGCGAGUUAAUAAAAGCAUUGUCACAAGCGUAGACAGAAGAGUAAAAAAACUUGAACGAGCACCAUUAAGUUCCGCAUUAACUUUUCUUAAACGAUCGCAUAACCCAAACCCAGCAAUUCCAAGAAUAUUUGCUUUUGCAAAAAUACAUAAGGAAGGCAAAGAGGUCAGACCAGUGGUGGAGAAAUGCAGAGGGCCCACGUACAUUUUGGAAAAACGUUUACAUAGAUUCAUUUCGGAUCAAUUAUUGAACAGUGAUCUUGUUGCGAAUAACCCGACCAUUGUCGUUAAGGAGUUGCAAGAGUUAAGUUUAAUGGAUGAAGAAGUUGGGUCCGUUAUGGAUUUUGAAAGCCUGUAUCCGUCGAUAAGGAUAGAAUCAUGUUACGAAGCUUUAAUCGAAUUUAUGCUCCGCAUAAAACCAGAAAUUGGUGCAUUUGAGAAUGAUUUAAAAGAAUUAGCCAAUUUGAUAUGUUAUGAGUCCUUCUUCAGCUAUGACAAGCAAGUAUACAGACAGAAAAAAGGCGUACCGAUAGGAAGCCCAAUGUCAGGGUUGUUAUGCGAACUGGUUUUACGCAACUUAGAAAAACAAGUUGUUAAUAGCUUCAAAAAAGAUAUUGUAUUCUACAAAAGAUAUGUGGACGAUGUGUGCAUUAUAUGGAGAAACGGCGAAAGAGUACACGAGUUUAUACAGGUUAUUAACAACACCAACAAGGAUGGUUUGAAACUAAAACUAGAGCAGAAAAGUCACGAAAGAAUACAUUUUCUAGAUAUAGAUAUACAAUUAAAAGGAGAUGGCAUAACAACGAGCAUUUACAUAAAACCUACGCACAAUCCUCUUUACAUACCAGCUAAUUCGAAUGACCCGCAUGAAUACAAAAUGUCAGCAUUUCGAGCACUAAUUAGGAGAGCGUUUACUCAUUGCUCCAAUAGAUUGGAUAGGAAUAAGGAGAUAGACAGAAUUAAAGAAGUAGCUACAAAUUUGGGUUUCUGCAGAAGUACAAUUGAAGGGCUAGUAAAAAGUUAUGAAAGAGGAAAGAAACGAAGAACUGGAACAGAUCAAUUUAAAAUCACAAAAUUUACGUAUAAUAAAAACAUCAAGGACAUCAUGAAGCAAAUUUCAGAUAAAAAACGAUCCAAAAUUGUUUACAAAAGAGGUCCUAACUUAUACAGUAUACUUAGAAACGACAAAGACAGGCUUAAGAAAGAAGAAACAGCGGGCGUGUAUAAAAUUCCUUUUGAAAACCAACAGCUAGGAAUUAUGAAGGACUAUAUUGGGGUUACUAGACGAAAUUUGGCUAUUAGGCUUAAAGAACACAGAUAUGACAUUAGUAAAGGACAUUGCACCACGAUUUUGUCAAAUAUGGCACAAGCGGAGGCGUCUGGAUGCUGA